AUGGCAGCCACGUUCAUAGCCAAGAGCGCGAUGUUCCGUCUUUCGAAAGCGUUUCCUCGAACUUCAUCCCUAAGAUCCUCCCACAGUCUCACGAGUCUGCUUCACUACCACCGGCUGCAAACACCAAGAGGUAAAACCAAAAACUUCACUUCGAAUGUAUUUUGUGGAGUUUUCAGUGAUGAUUUCAUAGCUAAACACUUUCUGGGCAGAAAUGCGUAUGAAGAAAGAGACCCAAAAGCUGACAUGGCCCACAGGGGAAAGGAUUAUUCAUCAUCAUCAGACGCAGAAGCUGAGAUGGCCUAUGUAGCUGAAGAUGACUCCGAAGCAGCCAUAGAAAGAGCAAAAGAACAAGCACGGGAAGCGAAGGAGAAAGCGAAAGAAUAUGCACACAAAACUAAGGAGAAAAUAAAAUCUAAAGAAAAAGCACACGGUGUGAAAGAGAAGACUGAGGAGAUUGCUGGUUCUUCGGCCACCAAGACCUUAGAGACAAUGCAAAGUAUUAGGGAGAAGGUAAAACAGAUAGUGUAAGGAGCAUGGGACGCCGUCAAGGGGACAACGUAAAAGAUCCAAGAGAUUGGGGUUGGAAAGAAUGAGGAGGACGUGGAAGUGAAGAGGAUGGAUGACAAUGUUGUGGAAUUGAGGAGGCGUGCUAGAACAGAAGAUGAUGAAAGAAAGAACUGA
This is a messenger RNA of Theobroma umbraticum, 681 nucleotides long. Lineage: Eukaryota; Viridiplantae; Streptophyta; Magnoliopsida; Malvales; Malvaceae. The record is from RefSeq and is a predicted model, not a curated record.